Messenger RNA from Brassica oleracea var. oleracea, 1689 nucleotides. RefSeq lists its product as uncharacterized. The transcript is spliced from 5 exons. The coding region runs from base 1 to 1689 and encodes 562 amino acids. NCBI's taxonomy places the organism in Eukaryota, Viridiplantae, Streptophyta, Magnoliopsida, Brassicales, Brassicaceae. The record is from RefSeq and is a predicted model, not a curated record.
AUGGACGGAGUUCCUGAUCUGAGCGCGUUAUUGAAGGGGAAACUGCAAUUGCUUUCGAAGAAGUCAACUCCCGCUAACGUGCAAGCGUCGACCAGCUCUGACGGUGACCGGGCUUCCAAGGAAGGAGCACCCGAUUUAGUUGACGAGGGCAUUGGGACGGAGCCUCCUACCUCGAGUCCCAAAAAGAAGAAGAAAAAGAGUAGGAAAUCCAAGAGGAGAGCAACCGAAGAGCUUCCUCUUGAAGAGAUCGCUUCUCUCGACGAAACCUCUGAGGAUUUGGAGCGCCGCGGCGCUGCAGAGGAUCCUGUCGAGAUAAACCCGUCCGAGGGGGUGUCUGAGGAUUGUCCCAGAAAGAAGAAGAGGUCCAUCAAAGCAGAGCCGCGUCCUUCUGAUGUGGAGGCGGCCCUAGUCGAAGUCGUCACGAGAGAUGGCGUUUCUCCUGAAACCCCUCCAGAGAAGAGAAAGGUCUCAACGCAAGGGAGUGAUCCUGUUACGAGCGAGAGGUCUGCUCCUGAUCCGUCUGCGAGAAAAAGCUCUCGUUCUGAAGGUUCUAUCGUUCACGGUGGGACGAAGGAGAUGCUGCAGUUGGAAGACCUUUACUUCAAGAGCGAGUACAUCGAUGCUGCUUCCUCUAGAGCACGGUGCUCUGAAGCAGUGAUCCAGUUGGGGUCUUCGGAGAAGCUUGCCCAGUCGAGGUUGAAGGCCAUCGAGAGAGUAAGAGAGGAGCAUAAGAAGGCUAAUGAGAGGGCUGCGAAGGAGAAAGACAUUCUUCGAGUGAAGUUCGAAGAGCUGGAGGGUAAGCUCAAAUCUGCCGGAGCGGCGAGGAAAGAGCUUACCCGAGAGAACACUCAUCUGGAGCAAGCGACCAUUAACCUAGAGAAGGAGAAGGCCGAGCUACUCGAAGAGAGGGAUGCUGCGGUAGAGAAGUUGAUCAGAGAAAGGCAGCGCUUGAGGGCCUCUCGGAGUUUGGAGGUUACUCGUGAGAGAGAAAGAGUCGAAGCCGCCAUGAUUGAUAAGGCCAAUCACUGCUUUGUUCGCGUGCGCGACCACUUUACUCGCUUGGAGGCCCUUGGGAAAGCGAAGAACCUGUACGGAGGCUUCGGGAACGAAGAAGAGAAAAUCUACGAGGCGGAGGCUACAAAACUUUGUGUUGGUCCGCUAUCUGAUAGCGACCUCACUCUUUCUCCGCUGGGACUCCCUUCUCGCUUCGUCGAGUACAGGUUUAGAGGGUCGUUUGAUCCUUAUGGUUUGAACGUAAAUUUGAUCAGACCGGAGACGGCUUCUCAGAUUAUUACCUCGCUCGAGAUUACCGGGGAGCCAACAGAAGAGCCAUUGGUUGAUGUGACGUCGGUCCCCGCUGAGCACGUUGAGGUUCCGGAAGGAGGGGACCUUGGAGAGCAUCCAGAGAACAAGAACCUGGAGGAGGUCCCCGGAAAGGACAACUUUGGGAUAGGCAACACUCCGGUUCGAGAGGAAGAGACCGAGAACGUGGGCAUCGAGGAUCCUGUCCUCGUCUCGGAUUCUUCUUCUGAAGGACGAGAAGACAGAGAAGAGGAAGACGAUAGAGUCAAGGAGACGUCACCGUCACAGCCUAUCGAGGAAGACCCGACUGCUGCCGCUACUGAAGACCCAGUCGGUCCUUCUGCUCUUGGGAUGCCAGAGGAGGUCGGUCAAGAUUCUGCGCCUUGA